UAAAACUCAAUUCUCACCCCUCAUCAAUGGCGACCAACUUAAAUACUACUUCCAGUCUUCAACAAAAUCUAUACCCAUUACUAAUUUUCCUCUUUCUGAAGAAGAAGAAUAUAAUGGUUCCAACGCCAUGCCAAAAUGAGUUACCUUUCAAUGAGAACGAUUCACAAGAGAUGUUCCUCUUUGAACUCCUUAACGAAUCCAAUUUCUUCUCUACUAAUGGAUUCUCUUCAUCGUUAUUUCCCCAAAUCGCAACGGUGAAUGAUGAUCUCCAAUCGAGUCAGGGUACGUCGGAGAAGAAGAAGAAGCAUUACAGAGGCGUUCGGCGACGGCCGUGGGGGAAAUUUGCGGCGGAGAUCCGCGAUUCGGCGAGGAAUGGAGCUAGAGUAUGGUUAGGAACGUUUGAGACUGCGGAGGAAGCGGCGAUUGCUUACGAUAGGGCUGCCUUUAAGAUGCGUGGCGCUAGGGCUUUACUUAAUUUUCCGGCUGAAGCGAUGGCGGUGGAUGGACGAUUGAAGAGACGUUGUUAGGAUUCAAGAUUGAAGAGUAAUUUGCAGACUUGAAAGCUUCAAGUAGAUGAUGAUCCAUAUCCAUCUAUGGCGAUUGAGCUUUUCUCAGCCAUGGCGGGGACUGUUUUGGAUUACUUCUUAUUAUAAAAUAAUAUAUAUAAGGACACCGUUUAAAAUAAAUAAAUUUA
This is a messenger RNA of Impatiens glandulifera, 694 nucleotides long. RefSeq names its product pathogenesis-related genes transcriptional activator PTI5-like. Gene Ontology annotation, biological process: ethylene-activated signaling pathway; regulation of DNA-templated transcription. The record is from RefSeq and is a predicted model, not a curated record. The transcript has a single exon. Gene Ontology annotation, molecular function: DNA-binding transcription factor activity; DNA binding. NCBI's taxonomy places the organism in Eukaryota, Viridiplantae, Streptophyta, Magnoliopsida, Ericales, Balsaminaceae. Bases 27 to 527 code for a protein of 166 amino acids.